Messenger RNA from Neltuma alba, 1411 nucleotides. RefSeq lists its product as uncharacterized. The record is from RefSeq and is a predicted model, not a curated record. Bases 193 to 1017 code for a protein of 274 amino acids. Lineage: Eukaryota; Viridiplantae; Streptophyta; Magnoliopsida; Fabales; Fabaceae. The transcript has 5 exons.
ACUGCCUGGUUGUCUCCCAUUCUUCCUUAGACUCAUCGCACUUUUAUUUUGUCUUAUUCUCGCCAAAGUCCUCACAGACUAGACAGGAAUCCUAGGCUUCCAGACAGCACACACAUAGAUCUGUAGUGCUGUUCAUUUGACUGAUAAAGUCAUCACACAGACCCACUUCCCCAAAAUACUAUAUAAGUGAACAUGCAGAUCCUUCAACGGCUCUUCAAAUUGGCACAUGAGAAAGAAAGAGAGAUCAUCUUUAGUCCUGCAGCCUCCAAAAGGGAAACCGUCGGAGGUAAAGAUCUGAACGCUCGAUGGAAAAAUAUACUUCUACAGAAGCAUCGAAGGGCAUACAGACGAACAAGUGGUAGAGGAAGAAAGCAUGGCUGGAACAAGAAUGUAAGGAUAUUUGCAUUCAUAUGUACGAAGGACAUUGCUAACUCUUGCCUCUGCAGCACUAUUAAGUCAAAGAGAGUAGGAGACUAUAACAGAAGACAACAUUUUUUGCAUUCUACGAAGAUGAAGAGAGAAGAAAUAGAAAGAGGAAUAGAAAACAGUAACAAGGUAGAUUCAGUUGCUCACGUGGGAAACAAGGUUUUGCCUAUAGCUGAAGAAAGAAGUGAAGGCACCUCAGAAAAUCCGGAUCAGAACAGAGGCGAUAGGAAGAAGACCAUUUCAAGGAUGAAAGAGCUACUUAGAUGGGCUGCGGCUGUAAAAACAGAGAAAGGACGAAAACUUAGUGGAAGGAAGGCACUGAGGUUCAGAAGAGGAGGAACCCUUAAAGCAGUUCAGGACGAUGGAGAAGUAAGCAAUGAGUCACCCAAGAUCAGUUUCGGAUGGGAAUUGGAAAGCUGCUCCACCACUUCCUCUGCCUUCUCAGCUAUCUCAGUAGCUUCCACGUCAAAAACUGAGCAAUCCAUACCUUCAUCGAUUUCUAACCCGCAUGAAGAAGUUGAUUCUAUCAUUUAUAGAAGGAAAGGCAACUGGAUCACAACAGAUUCUGAAUUUGUGGUGCUUGAACUAUGAAGAAGAAGCGGGGAAGGAAGGUGUUCCAUGCAAGGCUAGCGGUGAAAGUGCUAAAGAGAGAUCAACUUCAUCUAAUUAAUUACGUUGAAUAGAGAUCACCAAAAAGAAAAAGGUCAAUGGGUUUUGUUCGUUUCCAGUUUCCCUGAUCAGAAAGAGAUUAAGGGAGAUUCUUGCAACCGCUAGAAAAUAGAGAGAAGACGAGAGAUGUAGUAUCAUUGCCUCUUAUGGUCCAAAUACAGUAGGCAUGGGGUCAAAUGUAUCUUCCCAUGUGCAGGAAAUGGCAAAGCUCAUUAGGAGUUCGAUCAAGCACAUUAAUAAAUUGUUGACUGAUCUAGAAGAAGCCACGUGCAUAUGUUGUCCUUUUUGGUGAAACUGGAACAUAAUGCUUUUGUUA